Conger conger (European conger) is the source of this 1459-nucleotide messenger RNA. It is a transcript of the gene josd2, whose product is annotated as Josephin domain containing 2. Gene Ontology annotation, biological process: protein deubiquitination. Gene Ontology annotation, molecular function: cysteine-type deubiquitinase activity. The record is from RefSeq and is a predicted model, not a curated record. The coding region runs from base 273 to 863 and encodes 196 amino acids. Lineage: Eukaryota; Metazoa; Chordata; Actinopteri; Anguilliformes; Congridae. The transcript has 5 exons.
CGGUUUUCUAUAGUCUUGCAAAGGGAUACAUCUAGCGGCUCAUAAUUGCUUAUUUAUACCACCAGAACAGUUUAAUAUAUAUCUGAUUCGUUUAUGAAGGCAGACAUAUACAUAUAAAGGCAUCGAUAAUGUUUUUUUAUGUGGCUGCGUUGUGUGUCGUGACUGGUCUCAAUUUUAUUUGAAAGAACCGCGUUAUAAUAUUGGCUAGCUAACAAGCUAAGUUAGCUACCCCUACAUCAGCUGUUUGCUGCGGCUACCAAUACGGGUUGAGCAUGAGUGAGGGAGACGUUUUCCAUGAGAAGCAGAGGUUAGAGUUGUGUGCCAUUCAUGCUCUUAACAAUGUACUACAGGAGAGAGUCUUCACCAAGGACACAGCAGAUGACAUCUGUAAGCGCCUUGCGCCACAGUGUGUAGUGAACCCUCACCGUUCAAUGUUGGGCACAGGGAACUAUGAUGUCAAUGUUAUAAUGGCUGCCUUACAGAGCCGGGGACUGGCCGCAGUAUGGUGGGACAAACGCAGGCCAGUGCAGUACCUGUGCGUGGAGAAAGUCCAUGGUUUCAUCCUGAAUGUUCCAUCUCGGGUGUCGCUGGGAAUUGUGUCCCUCCCCCUCCGAAGGAGGCACUGGCUUGCAGUGCGACAGGUCAAUGGACCGUACUACAACCUCGACUCUAAGCUUAAGAAUCCCGCCUGCAUCGGAGGUGAAGCAGAGCUCCGUGCCUUCCUCGGUGAGCAGCUCUCUCAGGAUGUAUCAGAAAUGCUCCUCGUCGUCCAAAGGGAAAUAGAAGAGGAUGGGACUUGGCUGAACCCUGAUGACCCUGACAGAAGGAUCCUUGAUUCAGGUUGUUCCAGACGUGCAAAAUAGCAUUUCUAAAAUCGAAUGGCUUUACAAAGGAACUCUUCUGGAGGGACAACAGGAGUGGGAAAGGACACGUGAAGGCAUGAUUACACAGCAAAACCCCAGAGAACUCGGGGUGGGGCGGCUAGAUCAGGGCUCGAGUACUCCAAUUUUAUGGGCAAUUGAUGUGCGAAAAAAUUAUUUAGGAGCACAUAUACUACUUGGGAUGCAUUAAUGUGCUCCUACAUUUCAGUUUAAAAGAACAUGUGCUCCUUGUUACUGUAGAGCCCUGGGGUAGAUUCAAGUAUGGCGGAUUGGACUGUGGUUUUUGUAUUUUCACUGCAGUUGCAUUAGCGUCUCUUUCACUUUCAGUCUUUCCUUGUAUGCAUCUAUGCAGUGCACUGAUACGGUACACAUGAUGGAUCCUUAACCUUCCUUCCAUCUAUGCACAAAAGAGGUACAAAACAGGCAUCUGGUGCCGCCCGAGUAUAUAAAAAUGCCCGUUAUCUUUCUGUCUGUCCUAUCUCUACUCAUCCAACUAUGCAUAUUGCAACCAACGAGAGUUCUGCCUCUUCCAAACACUUACCAUUACUCAGAGGAAAAAUAAACUGUUAUUUAUAUGA